Molecule: messenger RNA, 339 nt
Organism: Pleurotus ostreatus (oyster mushroom)
Lineage: Eukaryota; Fungi; Basidiomycota; Agaricomycetes; Agaricales; Pleurotaceae
Gene: RPC19
Product: RNA polymerase subunit AC19
Exons: 5
Coding region: 1-339 (112 amino acids)
Biological process (GO): DNA-templated transcription
Cellular component (GO): RNA polymerase III complex; RNA polymerase I complex
Molecular function (GO): DNA binding; DNA-directed RNA polymerase activity; protein dimerization activity
Source: RefSeq, a predicted model, not a curated record
AUGGCGGAUGCUGUACCUCCAAAAAUCAGGAUCAUGAAAGGAGCGGAGCCAGAUUUGUCGGCGGCGACAUACCAGAUUUACGACGAGUCUCAUACCAUCGGGAAUGCUCUCAGAUGGAUGUUGAUGAAGAACCCGAAAGUCGAAUUUUGCGGAUAUAGUGUCCCCCAUCCGUCAGAAAACACUAUCCAAGUACGGAUACAGAUGUACGACAACCUAUCUUCGUUGGAAGCCCUCAUUGCCGCGCUUUCCAACCUAGACGAUCUAUGCCUCACUAUCGGAGAGGCAUACGACAAAAGCCUGCAGGAGGACAAGUAUACUCGGUGGGAGGAAAAGAGCUAA